This is a messenger RNA of Carlito syrichta (Philippine tarsier), 3158 nucleotides long. It is a transcript of the gene ATP12A, whose product is annotated as ATPase H+/K+ transporting non-gastric alpha2 subunit. Gene Ontology annotation, biological process: potassium ion import across plasma membrane; sodium ion export across plasma membrane; intracellular potassium ion homeostasis. The coding region runs from base 226 to 3120 and encodes 964 amino acids. The record is from RefSeq and is a predicted model, not a curated record. NCBI's taxonomy places the organism in Eukaryota, Metazoa, Chordata, Mammalia, Primates, Tarsiidae. The transcript is spliced from 22 exons. Gene Ontology annotation, cellular component: membrane. Gene Ontology annotation, molecular function: ATP hydrolysis activity; P-type sodium:potassium-exchanging transporter activity; ATP binding.
CGCUGCUUCUUACAGAAAACUCUGGAAAUCUACUCCGUGGAGCUCAACGGAACCAGAGGCCUCGAACCCACGGACGCGGGGGAUGGCGAGAAGUACAGAGGUCUGAAGAACAGGUGCCCGGGCAAGAGGAGCCCCCAGAAGGAGGAGUUUAAGAACGAGCUGGAUCUGGAUGACCACAAGCUCAGCAUCAGGGAGCUGGAGAGGAAAUAUGGCACCGACAUCAUCAUGGGUCUUUCCAGCACCAGAGCUGCCGAGCUGCUGGCCCGAGAUGGGCCCAAUGCCCUCAGCCCUCCCAAGCAGACACCAGAGAUCAUCAAGUUCCUCAAGCAGAUGGUGGGGGGCUUCUCCAUCCUCCUGUGGAUCGGCGCUUUCCUGUGCUGGAUCGCCUAUGGGAUCCAGUACUCCAACAAUAUGUCCUCAUCCCUGGACAGCGUGUACUUGGGCGCCGUUCUUGUCCUGGUCGUCAUUCUGACGGGGAUCUUUGCUUAUUACCAAGAGGCAAAAAGCACCAACAUUAUGUCCAGCUUCAGUAAGAUGAUUCCUCAGCAAGCUCUUGUCAUCCGUGAUUCUGAGAAGAAGAUCCUCCCUGCAGAGCAGCUGGUGGUGGGGGAUAUAGUGGAGAUCAAAGGAGGAGACCAGAUCCCUGCAGACAUCCGGGUGCUGUCUUGCCAGGGGUGUCGGGUGGAUAACUCUUCUCUCACGGGGGAGUCUGAGCCCCAGUCCCGCUCCUCUGAGUUCACCCAUGAAAACCCCUUGGAAACAAAGAACAUCUGCUUCUAUUCUACAACCUGUCUAGAAGGCACUGCCACCGGCAUGGUCAUCAACACAGGUGACCGCACUGUCAUCGGCCACAUUGCCUCCUUGGCCUCCGGCGUGGGAAAUGAGAAGACACCCAUUGCCAUAGAGAUCGAGCACUUUGUUCACAUCGUGGCCGGAGUGGCCAUCUCCAUCGGCGUCCUUUUCUUCAUCAUUGCUGUCUCCAUGAAGUACCAUGUCCUGGACUCCAUCAUCUUCCUCAUUGGCAUCAUUGUGGCCAACGUGCCCGAGGGCCUCCUGGCUACUGUCACUGUGACCCUAUCACUGACGGCAAAACGGAUGGCAAAGAAGAACUGCCUGGUGAAGAACCUGGAGGCUGUGGAGACCCUGGGCUCCACCUCCAUCAUCUGCUCGGACAAGACCGGGACGCUGACCCAGAACAGGAUGACUGUGGCCCACCUGUGGUUUGACCAUCAGAUCUUCAUGGCUGACACCAGUGAGAACCAGUCAAACCAAGUCUUUGACCAAAGCUCUGGAACGUGGGCUUCCUUAUCCAAGGUAAUAACCUUGUGCAACCGGGCCGAGUUCAAGCCAGGACAGGAGAGCGUCCCUAUCAUGAAGAAAGUCGUGGUUGGAGAUGCCUCAGAAACUGCUCUUUUGAAAUUCUCCGAGGUCAUUUUGGGUGACGUGAUGCAAAUUAGAAAAAGAAACCGCAAAGUCGCUGAAAUCCCUUUUAACUCUACCAAUAAAUUUCAGCUCUCCAUCCACGAGACAGAGGACCCUGGGGACCGGCGCUUCCUCCUGGUGAUGAAGGGCGCCCCUGAGCGCAUCCUGGAGCGGUGCAGCACCAUCAUGGUGCAUGGCCAGGAGCAGCCGCUGGACGAGAGCGCGGCCCAGGCCUUCCACACAGCCUACAUGGAGCUGGGUGGGCUGGGCGAGCGUGUGCUGGGCUUCUGUCAUCUCUACCUGCCAGCAGACAAGUUUCCGGAAACCUAUGUGUUUGACACAGAUGCCAUGAACUUUCCCACCUCCAACCUGUGUUUUGUGGGGCUCUUGUCAAUGAUCGACCCCCCUCGGUCCACUGUGCCAGAUGCAGUCACCAAAUGCCGCGGUGCAGGGAUCAAGGUUAUCAUGGUUACUGGUGAUCAUCCCAUCACGGCCAAAGCCAUCGCCAAGAGCGUGGGCAUCAUCUCAGCCAACAGCGAGACGGUGGAAGACAUUGCAAAUCGUCUCAACAUUGCCGUGGAGCAAGUUAACAAAUGGGAUGCCAAGGCCGCAGUGGUGACCGGCAUGGAGCUGAAGGACAUGAGCCCGGACCAGCUGGAUGAGAUCUUAGCCACCUACUCGGAAAUCGUCUUUGCCCGGACGUCCCCCCAGCAGAAACUGAUCAUCGUGGAGGGCUGUCAGAGGCAGGAUGCGGUUGUUGCAGUGACAGGGGAUGGAGUGAACGACUCUCCGGCGCUCAAGAAGGCAGACAUUGGGAUCGCCAUGGGCAUCGCGGGCUCCGAUGCAGCCAAAAAUGCCGCCGACAUGGUCUUGUUGGAUGACAACUUCGCCUCCAUCGUCACAGGCGUGGAGGAAGGCCGCCUGAUCUUUGACAACCUCAAGAAGACCAUCGCGUACACCCUGACCAAGAACAUCGCCGAACUGUGUCCCUUCCUCAUCUACAUCAUCGUGGGGCUACCCCUGCCCAUUGGCACCAUCACCAUCCUGUUCAUCGACCUGGGCACGGACAUUAUCCCCUCCAUCGCCCUGGCCUACGAGAAGGCUGAGAGUGACAUCAUGAACAGGAAGCCUCGCCACAAGAAGAAGGACAGGCUGGUGAACAUGCCGCUGGCCGUGUACUCUUAUCUACACAUCGGCCUCAUGCAAGCCCUGGGGGCGUUCCUUGUGUAUUUCACUGUCUACGCACAGGAGGGCUUCCUGCCCAGCUCCCUCAUCAACCUGCGGGUGGAGUGGGAAAAGGAUGACGUGAACGACUUGGAGGACAGCUACGGGCAGGAGUGGACACGCUACCAGAGGCAGUACCUAGAGUGGACAGGCUACACAGCGUUCUUUGUUGGCAUCAUGGUCCAGCAAAUAGCCGACCUGAUCAUCAGGAAAACCCGCAGGAAUUCCAUCUUCCAGCAGGGUCUCUUCAGAAAUAAAGUCAUCUGGGUGGGGAUCGCCUCACAGAUCAUUAUCGCACUGAUCCUCUGCUAUGGCCUCGGAAGUGUCACUGCCCUGAGCUUCACCACACUCAGGCCUCAGUACUGGUUUGUGGCUGUGCCGCACGCCAUCCUGAUCUGGGUGUAUGACGAGAUGCGGAAGCUCUUCAUCAGGCUCUACCCUGGAAGCUGGUGGGACAAGAACAUGUAUUAUUAAGACCACCCACUUCCCAUGUCUUCCAUCGCCCCUGGGGG